AGGUGCUGGUUGAAGAAAAAGACGGGAAAGUUGUGUUUCGUAUUAGGAAUACUAUAGGCCACACCCACAUUGAGUACCUCACCACCCUGGAGGUCAAGGAUGACGUCAUGUAUUACGUCAUGGACACCAGAGCCGGCAUGGUUGUCCGGAAACUGGACAGGGCUUGAAGGGUUUUUAAAGCGUUUAGUACCAGAAUGACAAGUGUAUUAUCUUGCAUUUUAUUUUGAAUAACAAGAUGCUUUUUUCUGGGUUUUAUUUCGAUGAAGAAGAGUUCAACAAGGCGGCUUUUGUUGAUGUUUGAUGCGUAGAUGUGCAUUAUAUAAUAUCCAAAUCUGUGCACAGUAACAUAAUUCCGGCUCUCCCCCUGGAGUACGGUCAUCACGGUGCCCGAUCGAGGAUAGUAUAAUUCAAGUGUAUGGCUUGAUGUCAAAGGUAGACGGCUUUUGAUUGAUUAAGUUGAUGCAUGUUUAUUGUUUGAUGAGUUCUCAAGUGUGUAAGUUCUUGACCACGACGUGCAUAGUUGGUAUGCACGUGUGUGUGAAGGUGUGUUGUGUGUACAUGUAGGUGUGUGUGUGUGUGUGUGUGUGUGUGUGUGUGUGUGUGUGUGUGUGUGUGCGCGCGUGCGUGCGUGCCAUGCACGUGUGUGUGUGAUUAAGGGAAAACGGAGAUGUGAAAAUAAAUUUUCAGUUUUAGUCUUAGGGUGUAAGAAGAAUAAAGCAAAUGUUCACACUA
This is a messenger RNA of Aplysia californica (California sea hare), 732 nucleotides long. RefSeq lists its product as uncharacterized. The record is from RefSeq and is a predicted model, not a curated record. Lineage: Eukaryota; Metazoa; Mollusca; Gastropoda; Aplysiida; Aplysiidae.